AUGAAGGUUAUAAUUGAAGGUUCAGAAAAUAUAGAUUCAUUACCUUAUAUUGAUGCUCCAUUGACUGAAGAUGAAUUAAAUAUGGUAACAAAUAUGGUACAAGAAGAGAUGAAGAAAUUUAAUCCACCAAACUAUCUUGAACAACUUGGAGAGUUGCGUACAGACAUUGAUCAGAGUAAAUUUCAAUUUGUUGGUGAGGAAUUAAAGCGAGUAGAGUUGGGAGAGAAGAUUAAACCAUUGAAUUUGACAAGAUACAAAGUAGAAGCUCCACAAGCAUCACAAAAGACAAGUAAAGAGGCAUGGGAAGCAUCGGUCGACAAUGCAAAGGCACAAUAUCUACAUCAAGAGACUCGUAGAACCAAUCUACAACUAUUACAACGUCAUGGAGGACAAUUGUGGGAAUCGUAUCUAGACAAUGACAUACAAAACAUACAAGAUCAACUGACAUGUCGAUUAAAAGAGACAAAAGAAGAGAUUGAAAGAACAAAUGUACAGAGAAAAAUUGAACAAGAUCAAAUCAGAUCAAGAUUGGUUGGUAACCAACAGAAAUGGUACGAGUUGGUAUCUAAAAACAAAGAAAUUGAUUUUGCUUGUUUAGAAUUGGAAAAGGAAAUUGAUCGUUUACAACAAUUAAAAUUAGAUCAACAACAACAACAACAACAACAACAACAAAAUAAAAUAAAUAAUAAUAAUAAUGGCGAUGGUAAUGAUAAUGACAGUAGGCAAUAA
This is a messenger RNA of Cavenderia fasciculata, 729 nucleotides long. It is a transcript of the gene spf27, whose product is annotated as spliceosome-associated protein. Gene Ontology annotation, biological process: mRNA processing. Bases 1 to 729 code for a protein of 242 amino acids. The transcript is spliced from 2 exons. NCBI's taxonomy places the organism in Eukaryota, Evosea, Eumycetozoa, Acytosteliales, Cavenderiaceae. Gene Ontology annotation, cellular component: catalytic step 2 spliceosome; precatalytic spliceosome; Prp19 complex. The record is from RefSeq and is a predicted model, not a curated record.